CUGUACAAGUUUUAAAAAAUUUAGUCUUCACCAGACUUGCAAUAAAAAAGCUAGCGCCAAAAUUUAAUGUCGGAGAGCUCACAUUUUGCUUUGCUUUGCUGUGCGACACCGACACCAAACACAUCCCACUAGUUUGAUCAUCGUUUGGUUUUAGCAAAUUUUAUUUGUUUUUUAUUGUUUGGUAUGUCUGUGGAGUCGAGCUCUGGUUCAGGCGAUCAUGGUGGACAUAACAUCAAAGGGGUGGUGACCCAUGGCGGGAGAUACAUGCAGUACAAUGUGCACGAAAAUCUGUUUGAGGUUUCGAGGAAAUAUGUUCCUUUUAGGCCUGUUGGCCGUGGAGCUUAUGGCAUCGUCUGCGCUGCUGUGAACUCGGAGACACGCGAAGAGGUGGCCAUUAAGAAGAUUGGCAAUGCAUUUGACAACAUAAUUGAUGCAAGGAGGACGUUACGAGAAAUAAAACUUCUGCUCCACAUGAAUCAUAACAAUGUGAUCGCCAUUAAAGACAUCAUACGCCCUCCUCAAAAAGAGAACUUCAACGAUGUCUACAUCGUCUAUGAACUUAUGGACACUGAUCUUCAUCAGAUUAUCCACUCCAAUCAAACAUUGACUGAUGACCACUGUCCGUAUUUUCUCUACCAAAUACUGCGAGGACUUAAAUAUGUUCAUUCCGCGAAUGUGUUGCACCGUGAUCUGAAACCUAGCAAUUUGCUCCUCAAUGCUAACUGUGAUCUGAAAAUCGGAGAUUUUGGGCUUGCAAGGACCACAUCUGAGACCGAUUUCAUGACCGAGUAUGUGGUUCCUCGCUGGUACCGAGCACCAGAGCUGCUCCUAAAUUGCUCGGAAUACACAGCUGCAAUAGAUAUCUGGUCUGUGGGUUGCAUAUUUGGUGAGAUCAUGACAAGAAAACCCCUGUUUCCUGGCAAAGAUUAUGUCCACCAGUUGAGACUCAUCACACAGCUGGUAGGCUCUCCCGAUGACGCCAACCUCGGUUUCCUUAGAAGUGACAAUGCGCGAAGAUAUGUCAGGCAGCUCCCGCAAUACGUGAAGCAACAAUUCUCCUCCAGAUUCCCCAACACUUCAGCUGGAGCUCUUGAUUUACUAGAAAAAAUGCUCGUUUUCGACCCUAGCAAGCGUAUUACUGCUAAUGAGGCUCUCUGCCAUCCGUAUUUGUUGCCUCUCCGCAACAUCAAUGAGGAGCCAGCCUGCCCGCGCCCUUUCGUCUUUGACUUUGAGCUGCCAUCGUUCACUGAGGAAAACAUCAAAGAGCUCAUCUGGAGGGAGUCUGUGAAAUUCAACCCUGACCCUGCUCACUGAGGAAUGUAAUGGAUUUCUAACAUCUGCAGAAACAUGUGUAUUUCACAACGUAAGUAGUUACCAAAGAGGAGGUGAGUAAUAACUGUAGUGGAUACAUCUACAUAUAUAUAUUGUCUAUUUAAGUACUACUAUCUUUGCAGUUAGUAAAUUUAACCUUAAUGUUUGCACCAUGUUUCUCUGGUAGUAAUUUAUUGAGUGAUAAACAUUUUGUAAAUGCUUUUAAUUUAAGUGCAUCUUUCAUUA
This is a messenger RNA of Salvia splendens (bonfire salvia), 1557 nucleotides long. RefSeq names its product mitogen-activated protein kinase homolog MMK2. Gene Ontology annotation, biological process: protein phosphorylation. The record is from RefSeq and is a predicted model, not a curated record. The transcript is spliced from 6 exons. Bases 184 to 1314 code for a protein of 376 amino acids. Lineage: Eukaryota; Viridiplantae; Streptophyta; Magnoliopsida; Lamiales; Lamiaceae. Gene Ontology annotation, molecular function: MAP kinase activity; ATP binding.